GGAGGGAGCGUGGCAGAGGCGGAGGAGGAGAGGGAAGCCGGUGGGAGAGGCCGCAGGAGGAGGCAGCCAGGCCCCUGUCCGCACCGCCGCCCAGACCCACCAUGUCGGAGGUGGACAAGUCCCAGCCAGUGGCCCUGGGGGCCUCGCGGGUUGAGCUAAGGGUCUCAUGCUGGAACCUCCUGGACCGGGACACCCUGACCAACCCAAACCCCUGUGUGGUGCUGAAACAGCUCAAUGAAGGGCAGUGGACCGAGGUGGGGCGCUCCGAGAUCAUGCGCUGCAGCCUGAACCCUGUCUUCUCCCAUGUCUUUCCACUGGACUACUUCUUCGAGGAGAUGCAGAUGCUGUGCUUCGAAGUCUAUGACGCCAGCGGCGCUGAGGAUGCGGGGUUCCAGGAUGACGCUUUCCUGGGGGAGGCUGAGUGCUCCCUGGGCCAGAUCGUAUCCCAGACCAAGGUCACCAAACCACUGCUACUCAAGACUGGAAAGACUGCAGGAAAAUCCACCAUCACGACCGAAGCAGAAAAGGUCACUAGUACCAACGACUUUGUGCAGCUUGAGUUCCGGGCUCAGAAGUUGGACAACAAGGAUCUCUUCAGCAAGUCUGACCCUUUCCUGGAAAUCUACAAGGUGAACAGUAACAACACGGAGCAGCUGGUGAUGAGGACGGAGGUGAUAAAUAACAACCUCAGCCCCAGCUGGGAACCCUUCCGCAUCUCCCUCCACUCGCUCUGCAGCUGUGACCCAGACAAGACCAUACGGUGUGUUGUUUACGAUUAUAACUCCAGUGGGAAACAUGAUUACAUUGGUGAAUUCAUGACAACUUUCCGUGAAAUGCAGGAGGUUUCCUCAGGGAAAGAGAUGGAGUUUGAGUGCAUCAACCCGAAGUACCAGGAGAAGAAGAAACACUACACCAACUCCGGCACGGUGGUUCUGACCCAGUGCAAGGUGGAGAAGGUUCACACGUUCUUGGAUUACAUCAUGGGCGGACUGCAGAUCUACUUCACGGUGGCAAUUGACUUCACGGCUUCCAACGGUGACCCACACAGCGAGCACUCCCUGCAUUUCAUCAACCCCAAGGAACCCAACGAAUACCUCAAAGCGCUGUCAGCCGUAGGUGAGAUCUGCCAGGACUACGACAGUGACAAAAAGUUUCCAGCCUUUGGAUUUGGGGCACGGAUCCCCCCAAACUACGAGGUCUCCCAUGAUUUCGCCAUCAACUUCGACCCAGACAACCCGGAGUGUGAACGGAUCUCAGGGGUGAUCGAGGCCUACAAGCGGUGCCUGCCCCAGAUCCAGCUCUACGGCCCCACCAACCUGGCCCCCAUCAUCAAUCGGGUGCUGGCGCCCGCCAGCGAGGAAGAGGGCAGCGGGCCUCCCAUGCGGUACCGGGUGCUGCUGGUGCUGACGGACGGGGUGCUGAGCGACAUGCCAGCCACACGGGAAGCCAUCGCCCGAGCUUCACGCCUGCCCGUCUCCAUCAUCAUCGUGGGGGUGGGGAACACCGACUUCUCCGACAUGCGAGCGCUGGACGAGGAGGACGGGACCCAGGAGUCCGGGGGGGAACGGGCCGUCCGCGACAUCGUCCAGUUCGUGCCCUUCCGCGAAUUCAAGAAGGCGCCGCCGGCAGCGCUGGCCAGGUGCGUGCUGGUUGAGGUCCCCAACCAUGCGUUGGUGGAGUUUGAUUGGCAGCCGUUUGGCAUCAGCCCAGGCCCUGGGCCCCGAACCUCUCAGCCCCCAGUGAGCCCACAGCUAAGCCAUGGCCCCUCAGGUUAA
Chelonoidis abingdonii (Abingdon island giant tortoise) is the source of this 1775-nucleotide messenger RNA. The record is from RefSeq and is a predicted model, not a curated record. NCBI's taxonomy places the organism in Eukaryota, Metazoa, Chordata, Testudines, Testudinidae.